Molecule: messenger RNA, 3114 nt
Organism: Venustampulla echinocandica
Lineage: Eukaryota; Fungi; Ascomycota; Leotiomycetes; Helotiales; Pleuroascaceae
Exons: 2
Coding region: 1-3114 (1037 amino acids)
Biological process (GO): positive regulation of transcription by RNA polymerase II; DNA-templated transcription
Molecular function (GO): DNA binding; zinc ion binding; DNA-binding transcription factor activity, RNA polymerase II-specific
Source: RefSeq, a predicted model, not a curated record
AUGUUGUUUCUGAAUUGGAGGACGAAGUGGCUCGGCAGGCUAAGUAAGCACCGGGUAAAACCUCUCCCGCAAACUUUCCCAGCAUUCUGUGAAUCUGUGGGCCUUGAAUCCUGGAAUUUUUGGUCUCAAACACGAACACGACCUCUUUUGGACGACGUUACCGCUGACGAGCUUUAUGACGAAGCUGGAGCAGUUAUUAUUGAAUGUUUCCACGGUAGCCAUAAUCGGCCGAUAACCUCAAUCCUUCUGGACAUUGACCCAUAUGUGUGGCCUCGCGACCCUGCCCGCAGGGCGAUCCGAUCGUCGAGGAUAUCAGUGUCAGCAGCUUCUGGCCGCAUAGAGUCUACCAGGUCACAGGUGGGCAUGGCAAGUCCUACAACGGAAAAUGAGCUGGGACUCGCAAAGGAUCCCGAACCUGUGGGGGGAGAUGAUGAGGACGCAAUAUUGACAGCAAAGCGAUCGAAGAAGGGCCAAGGCCCCCGAAAGCGUGUCUCCCAGGCGUGCGACAAGUGUCGUAGCAGGAAAGAUAAAUGUGAUGGGAAAAAACCGGCUUGCUCGACAUGCAUCUCAAAUGCGCGUACAUGCUCAUACGAUACCAAUGUUAAGAAGCGUGGUCUGCCUGAAGGUUAUGUUCGUGGACUUGAAAAGCUCUGGGGUGUGGCGAUCCAAGGUGCCGAUGACAUUGAAGAAACCAUUCUAGAGGCGUUGAAGAACGGAAAGGAGGUUGACACCAGCUCUCUUAAGACUUGGAAUGAUGAAGCCAACUCGGAGAAGUUGGUAAACGUAUGGAGGAGAUCUCAUCUGUCACGGGAGUUGGAGCGAUUAUUGUCUGGCCUAGAACCAAGUGCUGAAAGCAGCAACAAACGGAAGCGGGCGGGCUCUGAUUUCCAAGCUGCCCAAAGACCCGACUUGUAUCGUCCUACGGAGCUAGAACCUGUCUUCCAACCUGGGAAUGAAGAGUGUCCAUAUCCGCCAUAUAUUGAUACCUCAAAUGAAUUUGCCGAUUCGUCGAGUCUAGACGGUGCUGGCGAACGGGGCCAAUAUGCAACUAGAUCAGCUUCAAUAUUGACACCAUCGUAUGGAGGAACAGCCGCCACGCCGAUUUCGAGUACAGGCCCGCCAGAUCUUCCUUCCGAAACCUGGCAUCUCUUGGACGUCCAUUUCUCUUAUACUCAUCCUUGGUUACCAAUUAUCGAGAAGCAUGAUAUAUUACGGACGUCUUAUCAGUACCCAGAGUCUCAAAGGCCGCCGUCCUCAUCUGGCGAUCAAGCUGCGCUGUGGGCCGUGAUAGCAUAUGCGAAAUUUCAACAUAGAGCGAUCAACAACAUCCCCCGAGCCCAGGGCUCCGUCCGAGAUAUGGUCUGGACGGCCGAAAGAAUGUACUCUCAAGCUAGGUCACUCAUACCCGAUGAGGAAGGGAUAUGGGAACUCGGCCAUAUUCAAGCACUUCUCAUCUUAACCCUUUCAAACAUGGGCAUAGGUCACUUGGAUCGAGCAUGGUUGCUUGUUGGACAAGCCGUCCGAGCUGCGACUCAGCUAGGGAUUGCCAACUCCAACUCCGAGGAUCCAACUCCCACUUCAUCGAGUGCUAAGUCGAGAGCUAAACAUGUGUUUCUGGGAUGCUUCGUUCUUGACACUAUCAUAGCUGCUCGCUUGGGACGCCGGCCACAUCUUAGGAGGGAUGAUAUUGACGAAGUUGGGCCCCUUGACGAAGAUGGUCUAGACGAAUGGGACCCUUGGAAUGACUGCCUGUCGGUACGCAGAGAGAGUUCUGGAAACUCCCGGGUUCCUGCUUCUAUCCUGAGUACCUUCAACCGACUUAUUCAGCUACUGAAAGUUUUGAAUGACGCUAUCUGCGUCUCGAGAAAUUCAGAUGCUUUGCAAAUCAGCAGUGGCCUUUUAGAGAAGUUGUAUGCUUGGGGUGAAGGUCAACCAUCACCGUUAUAUUUCGAUUCAUCCGCGAGGAGCCGCGAACAGAUAUCUUCACUACUUCCCCACCAAUACCAUCUGCACGCCGCAUACUUGACUACAUUGGCAACAUCUCAACUACUCAGUCAUAUCUCUAGUCCGGGGAGAGUGGAUUUGGAACCAUGCAUACCCAUUCCAGGCCAGCUUUUGGAGCUUCUCAAGAACCAUUCGCAUAAGUUCGGGCUGCUGAUCGUUCCCCCGACAUACGAGUAUUUUAUGAAGCGUGCCCAUGAUGUUUUAAACGAAGUUCAGGGCAACAUAGAGAAUACCCAUAUUAUGAUCAACGAUUGGAGGCAUGGCCUUGACAUCCAGUUGGAUGCAAUGGAGCCGGCCUGGCCCUCCUUUGAGUUGUUGAAGAACUCGGUCUCAUGUCCACCAUCGUCCCAUAAUCAUCGAGAGGGCGGGGUAGCUCUCGAUCGCAUCACCGGCACAAACCAACCCGCAGAUACACCAUUAUCAACCGCAACUCCGCCAAGCGCGACGAGCUUCGAGAGGCCCGGAUCAUACCGUCCACCUGUUCUUGCCCCUCAGCGGAAUAUGCAGCGGCCAAGGACUAUGAGCCAGCCGGUGAUGGCACCGCCACCUCGACCGUUACCGCGAUCUGAGAGUUUUGGGCGGACCUCUGGUCCUGGGCUACCUGAGCUACCGACUAUUUAUCAGGACUCCCGCGCACUGCUUGGGCCACGAAAUGCGGAUUCAUCUAGGUCAACAGUUAUGAAAAGCCCUGGCGAUUUAUCAAAACUCGACUAUGCAUCCCUGGACACCUUGCCUUCAGUAGACCCGCAGCUUCAAAGCAGUAUUUGUACGGGGUCUGAGAAUGACAUAGACCCAUUAUUCAACGAAUUUGCGGCCCUUGAUGCCAUGGAAUGGACGGGCAAUUGGGACCAGAGUCUACUGAAUCUCGGCUUUACUGAUCGCGACAAUAUGAAUCAGGACUUCUAUGCCUUUUGUCAAGACCCUGAUCCUUUCCAUCCUAACAAUGUUUUCCAGCAGCUAGCCGCAAAUUCGAGCACUGAGGGGACCAAUUUCUUCGGCGGCCCUGGCUUCCUUGGCGUGAGAGUUGACGAGGAGGACGAGGGCAUUGAAGCGGGCCAAAUUUUACAGGCGCUGCGCGCGGCAGAGGACCAGCAGGCACUGGUACGGUAA